Messenger RNA from Macroventuria anomochaeta, 338 nucleotides. RefSeq lists its product as uncharacterized. The record is from RefSeq and is a predicted model, not a curated record. NCBI's taxonomy places the organism in Eukaryota, Fungi, Ascomycota, Dothideomycetes, Pleosporales, Didymellaceae. Bases 14 to 274 code for a protein of 86 amino acids. The transcript has 2 exons.
UCUGCCUAGUACUAUGCACUUAUUCCACCGAAGACCGGCCGUCUCACUGACCUUUCUUGCCGAGACGGCUACCAGCCGUGACGUUGAACGUUGGGACUGCGAAUCAACAAACAGUGUGUCAAGUCACAGUUGCUAUGCGCAGGGCAGAAAAGAGCGAAGGAAGACACAUGGCCAACGAGCUUGUGUCAUGCCGGGACGACUACCUCACACCACUUCAGCUGCUAACCCAAAGUUAAUGGAUAUCAAGAUCAGAACACGCGUCUACGAUCGCUGAGUAUCUGAGGAAUCAGUGCAUUGGCGACAAUUAAGCCCACUCUCUGCACGCGCUUGAUGCACAU